Molecule: messenger RNA, 3860 nt
Organism: Microplitis demolitor
Lineage: Eukaryota; Metazoa; Arthropoda; Insecta; Hymenoptera; Braconidae
Gene: Best2
Exons: 10
Coding region: 369-2909 (846 amino acids)
Molecular function (GO): chloride channel activity
Source: RefSeq, a predicted model, not a curated record
GACAGUGGAGCUCAGUCAGUAGACAGUACACACCUCAGUCAUCUGGUUAGUGAUUCGCGGGUAGUCGUACGUGUUUGUUCGGUCUCUCGCGCUGGGUUACUUUUUGUCCCAAAUGACAAUAAACCACUUUACCAUCCACAUCCAUCACCAGUACCAGGACUUUGUUGUCUUAAAGUCCUGAUACCACUCGAACCUGAUAAGUGGCAUCUAUGCCCAGUGAUAUAGUCGCCGAUUUUCGAGGGCCAUCAGAUAUUAAAACGGGGCAGAAUAUAGUUAUUGUAUAUUUUUAAAAUUAUUUAAAAUAGGUAUCGGUUAUUUAAGUGCUCGGAAGGAGGAAGGGGUGCGUCGUUGGACCGUUCGACCGGGAAAUGACUAUAUCCUACGCUAGCGAAGUACCAAACGGAUCCAGCUUUGGCUGUUUCUGGAGAAUACUCCGCAAAUGGCGAGGAUCUGUCUACAAGUUAAUAUGGCGGGAACUUUUGGUCUACCUCUUUUUGUACUACCUGAUCAAUUUAACUUACAGAUAUGUCCUCAACGAAGAACAACAAAGGAUAUUCGAAAAGGUACGUUACUAUUUCGGCAACUCGAGCGAAUCCAUACCGAUGUCCUUUGUGCUGGGGUUCUACGUAAGUCUUGUAGUGAAGCGAUGGUGGGACCAAUACAAACUUCUACCCUGGCCAGACAACCUGGCUCUCUUUAUCAGUGCAGCCAUUCCUGGAAACGACGAGAGAGGAAGAUUAAUGAGACGUAACAUUGUAAGGUAUGCAGUACUUGCUUAUGUUAUUACACUCCAAAGAAUUUCAUUGAGGGUAAAGAGACGUUUUCCUACCCUUCAACAUAUUGUAGAUGUCGGUCUGAUGAUGGAGUCGGAGAAAAAAAUAUUUGAGAUGAUGAAUAAAAAAGCAGUAAUGUCCAAGUACUGGAUGCCCUUGGUCUGGGCAACCAACAUAAUAAAUCGUGCGAGGAAAGAGGAUUUAAUAACGAGUGAUCACGUUGUCCAGACACUCUUGGUAGAGCUGAGUGACAUCAGGAAACGUCUUGGUGCUCUCAUUGGUUACGACACUGUCUGCGUACCUUUAGUUUACACUCAGGUGGUAACAUUGUCCUUGUACGCGUAUUUUUUCUCAGCGCUACUGGGUCGCCAGUUUGUCGUUCAUUCUGCGGGAGCAGGAAAAUAUGAAGAGCCAGACAUGUAUUUUCCAGUAUUUACGACACUUCAGUUUUGCUUCUACGUCGGCUGGCUUAAGGUUGCUGAGGUAUUGAUAAAUCCGUUUGGAGAAGAUGACGAUGAUAUUGAACUUAACUGGCUCAUUGACCGUCAUAUUAAGGCUAGUUAUAUGAUUGUCGAUGAAAUGCAUGAAGAGCAUCCAGAGCUCCUGAAAGACCAAUACUGGGACGAAGUGGUGCCGAAAGAUUUGCCAUAUACUGUUGCAAGUGAACAAUAUCGUCGUGAAGAACCCAAAGGCUCGGCAGAGCACUACAAAAUUAAAGAAAGCGAUGCCUUGUACGCUAAUGUCAUGCUGGGAUCACAGAUGCACAGCGUCAAUCAACACAGAAAAGUUCAUCAGGAUGACGUGUAUGCCGAUUAUGAGAGUGUAGAUACGCCUCUGGUUGAGCGCAGAAAAAAUUGGCUCCAACGUCAGAUUAUUCGAAUGGGCUCUGUAAGAAGUUCUUCAACAACUUACAGCAGUAAUGGAGGUUUUUUUACGCGGAAUCGACACAAUAGUGUGUACAGUAGUCCAGAAAAUGGAGUUUUACCUCAGAAUAAUUCAAAUUCUAACAACAAACCAUCGUUUUAUGAUCGUAUGGUAGGAAGGAAGAGCAUUCGUAGCCAACGUAUGAGUCGUCAAGGUACCAUGACAAAGUUAAAUACAGUCCCAGUAUCUUUAAAGAAUCGACCGAGAAUCCCAACACCAGACGUAACAAAGGAAGUAGUAGAUCGUGAACAAAGACUGGCACUAGCUGCCAGUAAUACAGCAAAUAUCGGAGCUGGAGUUGUGGGAGUUAUCCCAGCAAAUGGAACUCUUUCAUCUGAUGUUCCGACAGUUGUCCACGUUGUUUUAUCACCAAUUGCUGAAGCGGAAGCCAACAACCAAGCUUCGGGAAAAGGUGGGACUGCUGCACUAGCUCAAGCUGUCUUAUCACCGACACUGACUUCGGCUGGAAUAGUGACUCCAGUGACACUGACACCUGUCACAAUGAGUCAAUUAACUCAAUUGGGGAUCGUAACCACCGCAUCAUCACCAAUGCCGCGGAUAAAUAACGUCCAGACAAAUUCCAACGAGGCGACACUGACAGAAGUUAACAGCAGUGAGGAAGAAGGUUCUAUUGCCGGAAGUAGCAUUAAUUCAGAGAGCACAGCGACUACCGUCGAGCAACAAAAUGAACAAGUUGAACAAGCUGAGGAAAGUGACCGCUCGACUCCGAUGAUCGGCGAGCGUCAGAGUCCAAUCGGUGGUAGCCAUGGAAGCACCCCGACAUUCGACUCUUACAAUGAGCGAUCGGCUAUUCUGAUGAGUCCAGAAAAACUGAGUGGCUACAUCAUGAAUCCUGUGUCGGAAAUUCAAAAAAAGCAGAGCAAUUUAGACGCUCGAGGAAGAAGAUCAACUUCACUACCCUGUCCUCCAGCUAAUAUGCUACGAGAUGAUCGCAGCAACUCGUUACCUCACUCGCCCGGUGUGCCGGCCAUCAACAAACACGUAAAUCCAGUUAUAGGAGGAUUAAAUUCGCUUAAUUUAGACGGGAGACAGAGGACAGGAAGUGUUGGAAGAGAUCUCACGAGGACUCGGAUCCACGAGCCUCAUCGACGCAUCAGCUCGCCUGCUAGUACCAAUUCAAAUAUUUUAGCUGCUAAUAAUGUCACGAGACAGAAUUUGCCUGAUGAUAAUCGCGGCGAAGUUUAUGUUUAAUUUAAAUUUAUCGACUACUCGAUUUUAUACUCAGAAUAACACGAAAUUUUAGCGACCGAACUUGAGUCAGUCUUUUAGUUUGAUGUAAAUAUUAUUAUUAUUUAUAUAUUUUGUUUUAUUAAUUUGAGCACAGUCAUCAUAAUAUUUAUUUGUGAUAUCACACUGUCGCCAAUACUUGGAUUAUUUGUUAUUAAUCAAUUGUAUAUAUAUAAAUAUUAUUGAUAUUAUUAAUUAUUACUAUAUUUUAUUAGAUAAAUUAAGGCCAGACCUGAUAAUUGAGGUCUCGAUGCCAUAAUUAUUUAUUAAAAGUCUUAAGACUCUCAAGUCUUAAACUUUUUUUUACCACGAGCCAUAUUUUAUUUGUUAUUAAGACAAACUAUUAAUUGAUUUAUUGUAUAAAUAUGGAAUGCGAAAUAACUGACAGUAUUUGUUGUUUAAGUAGUAAACAAAAAUUGGCUGGUGCUUGUAUUUAGUUGUUAUUAUUAUCAAUUCUAUUAAUCUACUUGUGAUAGAUUAAUCAAUCAAUAGCUCAAUUCUUGAGGCAAUUUAAUUAUUAGAUUUGUAUCCAUAAAUUUAUAGUUAUUAUAAAUUAAAUAUUUUUAUUAAAAUUAAUAAUUAAUUAAAAUAUCUGUACGAUGAUAUAUUUAUUAAUCAAUUUAUUGAUCGUGUGCAAUCAAUAUAUUAAUUAUUAUGUUUAAUAUUUUUAUCCAAGAUAACAUAUCCCACGAUAACUUGCCCGAAAAGAAUGAACGCAGUCAAUCGUGUAGAUUAUUAUUAUUAUUUCUAUUAUUAAUAUUAUUAUUUUAUAAGUAAAUUUAAUUAAGAUUUACCAGUAUUUAUAUGUAAGUUUAUAGUGGUAAAUAAAUUAUAUAUUAUAUUUAGAUAAUUUUUAGUUUUUUCUGUAUAAAAUAUUAAUUUUAUGGGCUUAGACAAUAAAAAUAAUAAAAUUUA